AUGCACCUGGAGUCGUGUCUGACGCUCGUACCGUCAGAGUUCUUAUCUUCACUUCAGCAGAGCAGCCAGCAGGGGGCGCUGUUGUGGGCCAGCACCAGAAGCCGACUCCCACUCAGUGUUGUCUCCACCAAUCACAGCAUGGCUCUCCUUCAGCUGGCGUCACUCGGCACGCCCCCUCAGUCGCUCCUCGACGACCAGCUCAGACUCUACCAUAUCACGCCAGAUGGCGCCGACCCAACAAUGGACAUCUGGACGGUCAUCAAGCCCGGACAUGUCCGCGAGAAGAUCGCCAUGUUUGCUGCAGAGGGUCAGAGGAUGGGGGGCGUGUCCAUCAGCAGCUCUGUCAGCGGGGACGAGACGCCGUCAGCGUCUGAGAAGGUGUCGGUGGUGGAGAUGGUGGCGUUCCUGGAACAGAGAGCCAAUGAACAGCAACCAGACUCUAAACCCAAACUUCACCUUCGGAGAAGCUCCGCCUCCAUUACUCUGUCCAGAGCCCCGCCCCCUGAGCUUAGGGAGAACGCAGAGGCUCAGGGGGAGGAGCCAGAGAGCGUGAAGGUGUCAGACAUGGUCGCCAAACUGGAGUCCGUGUUUCUGAGGAGGAGGGCACAAGGCGACCAAUCACAGAGCAGCAACCUGAGGACAGAGGACGACCAAUCACAGAGCAGCAACCUGAGGACAGAGGACGACCAAUCACAGAGCAGCAACCUGAGGACAGAGGACGACCAAUCACAGAGCAGCAACCUGACAGGGACUGUGGGAGGAGUCCUGCGGGUCACCACAGAGCGGGGUUCUCGUUCCUGUCCGUCUUCUUCCUCAUUGGUCAGCGUCUCCUCGUCAUCGUCACCUCUCCGUGUGUCACAGCUGGAGGCCCCGCCUACAGACAGGGAGCCAAUCAGCUGCUCCAAAACACCCACCGCUCACAAUCUGACCUCCUUACCUGUCCAGGCCACGCCCCCUUCAGGUAAGACUGAAGAAGAGGCGGAGUCAGGUGGUCUGCAGGUCCAGACUGUCAGUCAGAUUGAAGCUCCGCCCCUCACACAGACUGGUGGUUUGAUCCCCUGCUGGGCUCCUCCUCGGGGGCGCCUUGCGUCGGCGUCUGAGGACUUCCUGUUGACUCGGCGGCGCCUGCAGCAGCUGCUGGAGCCUCAGCCGUACCUGUCCGUUCUGCCGCAUCACCUGCUGGUCAAAAUCCUCCUGCUGCUGCCGACGCAGAGCCUCGCCGCGCUCAAGUGCACCUGCCAUUACCUCGCCUUCAUCAUCGACACGUACGGCGUGCGGCCCGCUGACUCGCUCUGGGUGUCGGACCCCCGUUACCGUGACGACCCCUGUAAGCGGUGUAAGAAACGUUACGGGCCCGGCGACGUCUCGCUCUGCCGCUGGCACCACAAACCGUUCUGUCAGGCGCUGCCGACCGGCCCCGGGUUCUGGAUGUGCUGUCUCGGCGCCCGCAGGGACGCCCCGGGCUGCAACGUCGGUCUCCAUGACAACCACUGGGGGCCAGCAUCGCAUGGCGUUAAGUUCAAGGCGCAGUCACCAUGA
This is a messenger RNA of Xyrichtys novacula (pearly razorfish), 1539 nucleotides long. Lineage: Eukaryota; Metazoa; Chordata; Actinopteri; Labriformes; Labridae. The record is from the annotation of a GenBank genome assembly.